Messenger RNA from Vicia villosa (hairy vetch), 537 nucleotides. RefSeq lists its product as uncharacterized. Lineage: Eukaryota; Viridiplantae; Streptophyta; Magnoliopsida; Fabales; Fabaceae. The record is from RefSeq and is a predicted model, not a curated record. Bases 1 to 537 code for a protein of 178 amino acids. The transcript has a single exon.
AUGGGUAAAGUUUACAAGGUGGUGCAAGACUGUGAGUUAAAAGUUGAGUGGAGGAAUCUACUAUAUAAAAACAUUGCGCGUCCCCGAGCUUGUUUUAUUUUGUGGUUAGCAUGCCAUGAAAAAUUAGCUACGAAAGAUCGUUUACACCGGUUUGGGAUGAUUGAUAAUGUGAGUUGUUGUUUUUGUUCGGGAAUGGAAUCACUAAAUCACUUAUUCUUUGAAUGUACUAGUACAAGGGAGAUAUGGUUGGAAGUCUUGGAGUGGAUUCAAAUUUGUCACAUUCCUGGAGAGUGGCACAAUGAGAGGCAUUGGAUUAUCCAACACACAAGAGGAAAGAGUGCAAAAGCUGCUGUUCUAAAAAUGGCAAUCACGGAAACUAUAUAUGAGAUAUGGAAUAUGAGGAAUAACAAGAGCUUUGGUAAAAAUGUGGGUAACACAAAAAUAGGACAGAAAAUUAUAGACACGCUUAUUUAUAGAGGAUGGAAUAACAAGAAGGUUAGGAAGUAUAUUGCUAUCCUAAUGAUGGGAGGAUUAUAG